Serpula lacrymans var. lacrymans S7.9 is the source of this 1002-nucleotide messenger RNA. RefSeq lists its product as uncharacterized. The annotation marks the transcript as partial. The record is from RefSeq and is a predicted model, not a curated record. NCBI's taxonomy places the organism in Eukaryota, Fungi, Basidiomycota, Agaricomycetes, Boletales, Serpulaceae. The transcript has 5 exons.
GGUCAGCUCGAGGGUAUGAGCGUCAUUACCCUACUACCUUUUCAUCUUCACUACUUCCUUCCCCUUUUUUCACUUAUCUACUCUUGAAUCUUUCUGAUCAUCCAUGGCAUUGGACGCUCAAGGCAAGCUCGCUGUGGUCACCGUCAUACUCUAUGUCCCGUUUUUGUUCCUCACCGGUCUUCUAUUACGAAAAUAUGGGGUACAAAGAGCAUGGCUUCUUCUUCUCAUGUUUUCUAUAAUUCGCACUGUUGGUGGAAUACUACUUAUCGCAGCAGAGACGGUGCAGCCAACUGUAAUUGGUCUUUUCAUUGGCGGUUACGCUCUUGAAGCAUCUGGCCUGUCGCCUCUACUCCUUGGCACCUUAGGAUUCCUCACCAUUGCGAGCGAACAUGCUUUCGAUGGUAUCAAGAGGGUUUUCAACCUUCUUCAUCUCGUUGGUAUAGGCGCUUUGGUAUUGACCAUCAUUGGUAUUGCAAAUGCCACGAGCAGUAGUUCCAGUUCACAAUCAUCGGCGAACACCAUGAGGCGUGCUGGUGUCCUUCUAUUCGCUGCUCUCUACAUCAUUCUGAUCGCCGUGACUCUUUACUUCUGGUCCCGCGCCAAUCAACUCAUGAAGUCUCGCAAAUCACUCUUGGGUGCCAUAACAUUCGCACUGCCAUUUUUGGGCGUCCGCACGUUGUACAGUGUUCUGUCUACUUUCUCUUCCAGUUCAUUCGGCAUGCUCAGUUCCUCAACCUCAACCCAAACCCAGAGUGUAAACACCAGCGAUCUUGCUAAAUUCAACAUGUUCACUGGAGAGUGGUGGAUCUACCUAGUCAUGUCCAUCCUCAUGGAGACUACAAACUGGGCGAUAUGCGCGACGAUGAGUAUCCUUUGUACCGCCAACAACCAUAUUAGUUCAUGGGCUCGGCGUUUUCUUCUUUUUAUUUUCGCUGUUACUAUACUAUCCUUCGUACGUAAUUGUACACAACCACGGACUGGAGAUAUCAGGCUUGCAUAUUU